AUGGGGGAUCAGAGCACCCUGCAGGCCGUGGCGGACGCGCCUUUCCCCUUGACCGAGGUGGACAAAUGGGUGCUUUCGCAGUCGGACGAGGAUUACAAGCUACACGAUUGGGACGACCUCAAGCACAUUAUCGACACAAAUGAUCUUGGUGUUUUGAAGAGAAAGCCCUCGGAUCUCCGCCGCUACAUUGCCUGGACUGCAGAGACCAAGGCCAAGUACGGCACUAUAACUGAAUUCAUCCUCCAGAACCGUCUACCCAAGGCAUGGGGCCUGCCACCUUUCACACCCGAGUCCCAAGUCCCCUUUACCGCUGCGUCGGACUACAAGGUCCUGUUGAAUGACUGGCCCUAUGGAUUGGCUCCAGGAAUCACGCACAUCGUUGUGUGGUCUCGCACCCCGAUUCCUACCGACCCUGAGUCGGGAGACUUGACGGCUGAGAGCAGAGCCCGGGUGGAGAAGUUUGUCAAUGACUACUUUAUUAGAAAACUAGGGCUUGGGGGAGAGCAGCAGGUGCUAUGGUUCAAGAACUGGGUUGCUCUGCAGAGCGUGAGGACUCUGGAGCAUUUCCAUGUGCUGGUCCGGGAUGUUGAUGAUGAUAUGCUGGAACGCUGGACGGGAGAGCGGCCUUGACGGGAGUGAAGAAUGAAUUGAUAGACGUUAGACACCUGCUUUUUUGCAUAUUUCCCCAGCCUUUUGAAUAGAACACGCCCGAAUAGAUCCGUACAUGGCAUCUAAGCAGUCCUUCGUGAUCGACGGUUCCCCUGCGGUGCAGCAUUGCCGGCGUUGCCAGUAUCCUGCAUUUGGGCCAGCGCAUUCUUGCCCAUGCCCAAGAGUCCAUAGCCCAGGUAGGCGCCGUAGGCAGGGACCACGGCAAAUAAGAGCCAGCCCCAGUUUCCAAAGAGGAUGACGGAAACGAGGGAUGCCCAUGUCACCCAGAUGACAUCAAACAUGUACUCCGUCAAGCCGGCAGCCGCCAGAUCCUCUCCCGACGUCUUGAGGGCCCCAGUUGCGGCAUCGUAUUUGGGUCGACCGGACGUUUCCAAGAUGUAUUCGCAGACGAAGCUCGGGACGGAGAGGAGGCCGUAGACGAGGAGAGACCGGGACCGGAGCAGGAAGUGGGAGAGCAGGAAAAGCACGUGGACGACGAGGGACCCGAUGUGCAGGUUGUUUAGAGACGCCGCGUUGGACUUUGCGCGGUCCUUUUUCGCUUUCUGAGCCAUUGUGUGAAUUGUUCAAUUUGGUGUUGAAUGGCGCAGGAUCUUGCAAAUGGAAGCUUUUGGUGAAAUCUGGUAUCUU
Trichoderma virens Gv29-8 is the source of this 1296-nucleotide messenger RNA. RefSeq lists its product as uncharacterized. The coding region runs from base 1 to 630 and encodes 209 amino acids. The transcript is spliced from 2 exons. Gene Ontology annotation, cellular component: cytoplasm. Gene Ontology annotation, biological process: N-acetylglucosamine metabolic process. The record is from RefSeq and is a predicted model, not a curated record. NCBI's taxonomy places the organism in Eukaryota, Fungi, Ascomycota, Sordariomycetes, Hypocreales, Hypocreaceae.